Messenger RNA from Branchiostoma belcheri (Belcher's lancelet), 1461 nucleotides. RefSeq names its product glycine receptor subunit alpha-2-like. Gene Ontology annotation, biological process: signal transduction; regulation of membrane potential; nervous system process. The record is from RefSeq and is a predicted model, not a curated record. Lineage: Eukaryota; Metazoa; Chordata; Leptocardii; Amphioxiformes; Branchiostomatidae. Gene Ontology annotation, molecular function: transmembrane signaling receptor activity; extracellular ligand-gated monoatomic ion channel activity; neurotransmitter receptor activity. Gene Ontology annotation, cellular component: synapse; neuron projection; membrane. The transcript is spliced from 10 exons. The coding region runs from base 1 to 1461 and encodes 486 amino acids.
AUGUCUCGUCUCAGCUUGUUCUCGCUCGCCGUGUCGUGCAUCUGUUUCCUCAGAUAUGACGCCACGAGCACCAAGACUACCUACCGCGGGAGUGCAGGAUGCCGGGCAGCAGGGAGUGAGACCGGCGGCUCCUCAACAGCAGGGUAUUCCGGCGGGAGUCUGUCUGACUGGGAGACGUGGCAAGCCUUCCGGACAGGAGACCGACUUCCGGGGAACUACAGCAAAACUGUCCGACCAAAUGACGAUGAACGCUGGACAGGCGUGUCAUGCGGAGUGCGACUCAGUGAUAUCGGCUCCCUGUCGGAGACCUCCAUGAAAUUUGAAGCAAGAUUUGACAUGACCCUGGAGUGGACAGACCCCCGACUGGCCGGACUGACCAUGGGUCUGGCACCCAUCCCCAUCAGAUACCUCUGGACGCCGGACAUCCGCUUUGGUCAGGAAACGGAAGUACUAAGUGAGAGUGACAGUGGUAACGACAUGGAUGACAACACCAUCACUACAUGGAUCUUCCCAGAUGGAAAAAUCGCUUACAAGAAAAGUUAUGAGGGGAGAAUCAAAUGCGCCAUGAGUCUGCAGUCAUAUCCAAUGGACAGGCAGGACUGUACUUUCCAAAUACACGCAUAUAACGGUGUACAUCUGCGACUGGAACCAAAUUUUGAGUGGACAGCAUCAGCCCCGCUGACCACAGAUCUUCCUUCUGUCCAUUCCCAGUUCCAGAUCUACAGUGUCCAGAUAAGAAGCUUUGCAAACUCCUUUCUUGAUACGGCUGAAGCCACAGCCAACACCUACACCAGCCUGGAGAUCACACUGUCCUUCCGGCGCCUUCUCUCUUCUCAUCUCUUCGAGCUUUUCAUCCCGUGUGUUACAAUCGUGUGCCUGUCGUGGGUGGCAUUCUGGAUCAACCGAGCAGCUGUGCCAGCCCGCGUGGCAUUAGGGAUUACCACUGUGCUCACAAUGGUCACUCAGGCUACCAGGGUAGUGGGGAUGCCACAUGUGUCAUAUGUCAGGGCCAUUGAUGUUUGGGUCCUGGCAUGUCAGGCGUUCGUCUUUCUUGCGUUGAUUGAGUACGCUGUUGUCAACUAUCUCAUGAACAAUGCAAAUAAAGCAAAGCCAUUCUGUCUUUCUCAGCUAACCAAAGCGAAGGCCAAGCCUGCUGUUUCACCGACUGAAGGUCUGCCUCGGCUUGAAAACAAGUCCAACUUAGCCGGCAAGCCUGCCUACCAUGCAGCGAAGGUAGACAACUCUGAGAAGGACCAGACUGCCUCCCCCCUCCCAACUAACCUCAGCAAGUUGUCAUUUUUUGUCCUCAACAACAACAAACUGGAGAAGUCUAAGAACAAGGAGAAGGAGGAAGGAAAAGACAAGGCUUCUAUCAUAGAUGAGACUUCAAGGGUUGUUUUCCCCAUGGCUUUUCUCUUGUUCAAUAUUGUAUACUGGCUGUACUACUAUGAUUACUUUUAA